GUCAACAUAAAAACAUGCGAGCCACGAGCGAUUCGUUCGAAACUGGAUGGAACACAUUGUGUUAAUAUUUUUUUGAUACUAAACUAAUGUACAAUUAUCGCCUACAUUUUACUAAUUUCAAUUAAAUACCUGGCUUGGUAAAUAGCAGAAAUAAUGGUGAAGAUAAGCAAUGGCACAACACCGCUGAAAAAAGGACUGAAAUCAGCGUUGAAACACUUUCGCAGUCAUACAAAAAAUCCGGAGGUUUAUCUAACAGCACAAUCAACGCGAUCAGAGAAGAUAAAAUCACUUGUUAAAUCGUUAUACGAUCAUGCAAAUGGGCUGGAUGUGGAAACUGCCGGAAGCAAACCCUAUCUUGAUGAGCUGGUCGUGGAUGAAAUGGACGAGGAACAAAUUUGGCAGCAGCUGGAGCUGAAAAACGAACAACUGCUGGACAAUAAUCUUCCCAAAACGUCAAAGUUACUCUCAGCCAGCGAAAAAAGGUUCCAGUUGCUGUUCCGAACUGAAGAUGGAGAUGCAGAUGAAAUGGACAUUCGAGCGGAAGAUGACGAGAUGGAAGGCGAAAGCGAGUUGGAAGAACAGGAAGAAAUUACUCCCAAUAAACGAAAAAAGACCAAAACACAGGGGACAAAGAAAAACAAAAAGAAAUCUAUUGUGGAUGAUGAGUUCUUUAAACUAGACGACAUGGCUCGAUUCCUAGAUGAAGAAGACGCCCGCGAAAUGAGACGACAAGCGGGCAAGCCGGAAAAGAAUCCAUUGAUCGAGAUUGAUUAUUUCAGUGAAAACGUAGGAGAUGAUGAAGACAGCGAUUCAGAGGACAUGAAAUACGCUGACUUUUUCGAAGAUGAUGAGGAAGAUAGUGAGAGCGAGCCGGAAUCAAUCCAAGAACAACAGGAUAAUCAAAUGAGUGCUGGAACUGAAAAUUCCGAAGCUGAAGAUGAUGAAGAAAAGGUAGAAGAUGAGCAAGAAUCGGAAGACGAAGUAGAACGUAACCGCCGACUGCGCUUUGAGCUGUAUAAUAGCUCAGGCGAUUUUUUGCCGGGAAAAUAUUCUAAGAAAUCGAAUAAUAUUUUGUCUGAGUCGGUUGAAGACGAUGAGGAAAAAAAUGAAGAAGCAGAGCAUGAAGAAAAAGAGCAAAAAGAGGAAGGCCAGAAAUCAUCUUUCGAGUUGAGACAAGAGAAGCUUCAGCAGAAGAUUAAAAAAAUGGAGAACAAAUUAUUAGAAGACAAACCUUGGCAAUUGAAGGGUGAAAUUUCUGCUGAUACUCGACCUCAGAAUUCUCUGCUAGAAGAAGUGUUGGAGUUUGAAUCCACUACUCGUCCUGCGCCGGUGGUGACCGAAGAAACCACGAUGCGUCUCGAGGAUAUCAUAAAGCAGCGAAUAAAAAACAAAGCUUUCGACGACGUUGAGCGAAAAAUACGUCCACCAGACAAUCCACGAGAAUACCGAAAACAAUUGGUUCUUGAUUCCGAAAAAAGCAAAGAAUCGUUGGCUCAAAUAUACGAAAAGGACUAUCUGAAACAGUUGAAAGAAGCCAAUCCAGAUGCACAGGAUACCGAAGAGGAGGAACCAAAAGAUCACAUACAAAUACGUGGUCAAAUGAAAACCCUUCUCGCUCAGUUGGAUGCGUUGUCGAACUUCCAUUACACCCCACGUCCUGCCGUUCCGGAUUUGAAAAUUAUCACCAACACUCCGGCCAUCAACAUGGAAGAGGUAGCUCCGGUAGCCACGAGCAAUGCCACUCUACUAGCACCAGAAGAAGUGCAUAACCGACCGAAAGGAGACGUCAUGUCCAAAGGAGAACGCACUAAGACCGAUAAAAACCGCGAACGCCGGCUGAAGAAGCGUUUCCAGCGGGAAAAGUUUCAACGGCAAGCGGAAAAGGAGCAAAAACAGCUGGAAAAGGGCCACAAACCGAAAGGCAAAGACCUUCACGAGAAGUUGGUGAAAAAGGUUUCUCAAGCGAAGAACGUCAGCACCAUGGCGGAGACCAAGGGGGUAGCCAAGUCGUCGACCGCAUUCUUCUCGCAGCUGCAGGAUGAAGUCAGCUCGCAAAUCAAGAGCAAAGCGAACGGGGAUCGAAAAAAGUCCAAAAACAAAGGUGCCAAUGGAUUGCAGGCAACACAUAUUAAGCUGUAAUGUUUACAAAGUACAUUGUAGUGUAAUGUUUUCAAUUAUAAAAGAAUAAUUAAGAAAUUUUAAA
This is a messenger RNA of Armigeres subalbatus, 2203 nucleotides long. Its product is annotated as U3 small nucleolar ribonucleoprotein protein MPP10. Gene Ontology annotation, biological process: rRNA processing. The transcript is spliced from 2 exons. The coding region runs from base 154 to 2139 and encodes 661 amino acids. NCBI's taxonomy places the organism in Eukaryota, Metazoa, Arthropoda, Insecta, Diptera, Culicidae. Gene Ontology annotation, cellular component: small-subunit processome; sno(s)RNA-containing ribonucleoprotein complex; nucleus. The record is from RefSeq and is a predicted model, not a curated record.